AAAAAGUUAUGGUUUUAAAAAUGUAGUUUUAGAGUGUUUAAUAAGUGUUUAUCUUGUUUGGCCCGCGACCUACGGCGUGUUUUGGAUUCUGGCCCCUUGUGUGAUCGAGUUUGACACUCCUGCUUUGAGGUGAUCCAGAACAAAGAAGCAUAAGAGUUCAAACAUUUCUUUUACUCUGACAGUAUUAUGGAAAAUGUAUGUUUAUACUCUAUGAUGGUACUGAACUGUAAACGCAUGCACAUGUUAUUCAUGUUUAUAUUAAACAUUUAUAGAAAAAGCAAAUAACUUGUAAAAUAAAUGCAAUUUUGUGAUGCUGCACAUUUAUUGUUUCAACAGCAAGUAAGUAUUCAAAAUAAAAGUUUUUUUUUGUAUUUGUUUUACUUUAUUCUUUCUGGGGGGGGGGGCAGUGAGCAUGCACGUCACGUGCUAUUAUUAAAUCCACAAGUGCGUUCCUCUGGCUGUCGGGCGCGCGCGCGCUCGCAUGGAUGCGCAGGCAGGGGGCGGGGCUGGCGCGGCUCGGAUGCGCUGACCCGCAUCUGCUCCACCUGCAGUCUGGAGGCUGGUCGCCGGAGAGUGGCGGGAAUGAGACGGAGCCGAGGCUCGGCAUCGCCAACAUGCAGUCCCCGAGAAGGGCCUCGUGAGCCGAACCGACCGGGACCGGACCGGUCCAGCCCCCCACGCCGUCACGCGCCAGGAACCCGCAGGCUCCCAAGAUGGUCCGCAUCGCCAAGGCCCUGGGGCUGGUCAUCCUGUGCGUGGUCGUGCUCAUCCUGUCGCUCAUCAGCUACGUGUCUCUGCGGAAGGACAGCCUCUUCUCGUCCGUGGGAGGCCCGCGGAUCAUGUUCCACGCGGGCUUCCGGUCCCAGUCGGCCAUGAACUUCCUGAACCCCUCUUUUAUUCCUCUCACCACUGCCCUGAACGAGGAGCUGCAAGGAAAACCCUACAAAUGGAAGUUCAACAGAACCGCCUUUUACCAGCAGAGAUACUGGAAGACGAAGAACCUGUCUCCCAAGCGCCUCAGCACCGGGAUCCUCAUGUACACGCUGGCGUUCGCCAUGUGCGACGAGAUCCACCUGUACGGCUUCUGGCCCUUCGGCUGGGACCCCAACACGGGGAAGGAGCUGCCGUACCACUACUACGACAAGAAAGGGACCAAGUUCACCACCAAGUGGCAGGAGACGCACCAGCUGCCCAGCGAGUUCAAGCUGCUGUACAAGCUGCACCGGGAGGGCGUGACCAAACUGGGCCUGUCCCACUGUACAUAGUGGGAGCGGCGCCGGACGGACCGCGUGGUCGGCCCUCACCUCACCUGAAGAUGUCAGACCCCUCCAGGCUGUGGACCCGCUCUUUCCCUCGGUUUGUUGUUGUCGCUGAUGUUCCUGUUCUUUGCAUGGCUGCUGAUGACUUUGGCUUUGAGGGUUUCCGUGGAAACGCCGGCCUCACCUUUAACGUAGAUUCUGUACACUGCCUAAUCUCAGGGAAGAGUUAGAUCAGUGUUUUAUUUCCUUCGUCCGAUCCUGUUCGAUGACAGACUUCCACCUCCUUUCAGGUCUUUCUCGAUGGUUUACAGACGUCUCUGAACACGCGUGUCUUUUUCUUUCUUUUGAGGCGAUUCGCUAAAACUUCAAAGUCUUGAAACGAUGACCAACAUUCCAACAGUAAGCCAUAGAUUGUGUUAUGAAGGCAGCACCUGCUCGGCCUACAUUAGGUUCUGAGAAUCCCAGUGACAAAACGAACGAGGAGAGAAACGCUGAAGGCUUCCGGAGGGAUUUUGAAAGUUUAGGUCAUGUUUCAGAAUAAACCUAGCAUGUUUUUAAAGUUGUCAGGGUAUUUUUCUUCUCUGUCCUGGAUAUGUUAGUGGAACCGUCGUGACAGAAGGCGAGCGUUACUGCACCUGCUGCAACAACUGGCAUGAGCAAACUUUCUGUUAGCAUCUUAAGCUAUUAAUCCAGACAAGUUUACAAACGUCCCACUCCGAUCGUCGUCUCAACAUCUGCCGUUUUUGGACAAAAUCUAAAAAUCUGUGUCGUUUUCGAGGACAUAGUUUCUGCAAGUCAGCUCUGAGUUGUGGGCGGGAUCAAGCAGCCCCGCCCCCUUUCCCUCACAGUUCGUGGGGGGACUUGUGGCUCCGCCCAUUGUAUUUUAUAAAAAGGAUCUUUUUCAAACUCCUGAUUCAUUUGACCCGAUAACGUAUUUGAUACAUGAGUUCGUCUGCCUCCACGGGAGCAGUGGAAUAUUUGUUUUCCUGAAAACCUGAUGUAUACAAUCAGAUACAUGCAGUGUACAGAUAAUCCAGCAGGGGGCAGUAAUUCACUCAUUAGAGGGCCUUCUGUGACACUACAAGGCUGUCAUGUUUCAGAAAUUGGAUACGAAGUUUUUGAAGAAAAUCUUUGCUAAAUUUGAAAAGGUUUAGUAAAGAAAAACAUGAUAACAUAACAGUGAAACAUGAACAGGGACAGGUACUGGGUGGAUACAAAUGUAAAUUUCAGAAAGUAUGUUUUAGUAAAACCAUUUUGAAAGUGGCGUAUCAAAUUUGAUACAGCAGGGAUUUAAGAAACGCCUUUAACUGUCGUUCCAACAGGAGCAUGAUGGGUAAUUUUCCAUAUCGGGUUUCUUUCACUGGAAAUUUGACUGGAUUUUAAGUUUUAGAAUUUCCCUCCGAGUUUUGAGGAGCUAACACAACUGCCCUGCAAACGUUUCUCCUGUGACUGAACUCUUUUGAAUUUCGUACUAAACUUUCUUGUCUUCAUUUUUAUUGAUCAACGUUCUAUCAAUUUAAAAGCCCUAAUAAUAGACCGAAACAUUUGAUCUUCAUUUGAAUUUGAUUGAGUUUAAAACCAUCUCUAUAAGGAGAAAUAAACAAAAAAUUUAUUAAGUGAAGAAAAGCGACAUGAAAGUGAAUAAAUGUCCUUGUAUGCAUCUUGUACAAAAGAAAAUAAUCUAUUUAUAACUGCAUGCAUUCGCUAACAGGUUGGUUUUGUACAAAUCUGAUUUUAAUGUGAUUCUUCUUGGUUUGCACAGUGUUUUUAAUGAAGGAAUGUUGCUUUCUGGGUCUCUGACUUCAUACGUAACAAAGUCAGACUGAAUGAAUAUUAAUCUGGAUGUUUUAUAGUUACCGUAGCUAAUCUGCAGCCCUUUAACGGCUCGUUUGUCCUGCAGACUGAAAUAAGCCGGAGAGCGGAGGCCUCAUGACUGCCUCAUGACUCCAACAUGUGCUUCUCUGCCCUGCAGCCGUGAGCGCUCGGGUCACUGCUGGACUGAGGGCAGCAGCAGAGGCAGCUGUACAUAAACCCAUUCUGUCCGUUCUUGUUGAAAAGGACAAAGUGUGUGGUUUCAAAAUCACUCAGAAGUGUAAUUAUGAUCUACGGAGCCCCUGAAGGGACAUCAUAGUGAAAAAAAAAUGUUUCUGGUUGCUAUCUGGUGAGCACCAGAAAGUAUCUGGUGCGCACCAGAUAGUUACCAGGAUUUAUUUUCUAAAAACAAAUGUUUUUUCUGUAUCUGGGAUCUUACUAUCUGGUUACUAUCUGGUGCACACCAGAUAGUAACCAGAAUUCUUUUUUCAUGUGUUUUUCUGGUUACUAUUUGGUACACACCAUAUAGUAACCUGAUUGUAUUUGGUUACUAUCUGGUGCGCACCAGUUAUUAUCUGGUGCGCACCAGUUGCUAUCUGGUGCGCACCAGAUUUUUUUCUCCCAAAAAGUUUUUCUUCUGGUUAUUAUCUGGUACGCACCAGGUAGUAACUAAAUCAUAUCUGAUUUCUAUUUGGUGCACACCCAUUACUAUCCAGUGCGCACCAGAUGAUAACAAGAGUUUUUUUUCUGGUUACCAGCUGGUACAUAAAAAUAAAAUAGUAUCUGGUUCCUACCUGGUGCACACCAGAUACUAGCCAGAAUUUUUUUCCCCUUCACUUUAAUGUCCCUUCAGGGGCUCCGUAAUGAUCAUAAAGUGAAUCUCCAUAGAAAAGGAAACAAAUAUUUCACAUUUUGCUUUUCUUUUCUUUCAGUUUUGUUUGUUAAACCAAAGACAGAAGCUGGUUUCUUGAAUGUUGUGUGACACUAACACCUUCUCGACUCCAUGAAUGUUCUUUAGAUUCGUCUCCAGUGUCAAACGUUUUUGUUCAUAAGUAUUCAGUCAACCUGCAGAACGGGUGAUAACAGUGCAACCAAAGCUCGUGAGGUUUGUAUUAUCCAGCAAGAAAGAAACUGUAGAACUCUCUGUGCAUUAAACAACCAUCACUGAAAACAUAAAAA
Oryzias melastigma (Indian medaka) is the source of this 4250-nucleotide messenger RNA. Its product is annotated as sia-alpha-2,3-Gal-beta-1,4-GlcNAc-R:alpha 2,8-sialyltransferase. Lineage: Eukaryota; Metazoa; Chordata; Actinopteri; Beloniformes; Adrianichthyidae. Gene Ontology annotation, molecular function: alpha-N-acetylneuraminate alpha-2,8-sialyltransferase activity. The record is from RefSeq and is a predicted model, not a curated record. Gene Ontology annotation, biological process: oligosaccharide metabolic process; N-glycan processing.